AAUAUGCGGUCUUGCGAGAAGUAAUACAGGAAAUUCAGCGAUAAUUUUCUUAUAUCGUGGAUCAGCAGGGUCUGUCAUCAGUUUUAGCAAGAUGAUAUGUACGCAUUGCGAAUAGAUUUUUCUGAAUCAUGUCGUUUAGUUUAAUGCAACGAUUGAAAAAUAACGAAUUUUCUGUUGAGCUUAAUGGCAUAAAGGUUGAGUUAACGAGAAGACUGUGGUUCUUAAGUUUUGUGUUUACGGUGUUGAUUUCUAUUUUUAUUAUUUAUGGGAUUUAUAACGCAUAUCAACCAGAAAGAGGAGUGCUGCGUGAGGGAAACGUUACGAUCGAAUAUGAAAUCAAACUAGAUUACCAAAAAACCCCAAAGGAGAGGGAGCGCGAUAAACUAUUGAUUGAAUAUGCAUCAGCAACGAGAACUUUGGUAAAAGUUUUACAAAGGCCAGCAGUUCAGCGUGCACCAGAUGUCAUUGGAAUCGGGGUUGAGAAGUGUGGAACAGGUGCUCUUAGGGCUUUACUUCGUAUGCACCCGAUGAUCAAAGUAUCACCCAGAGAACCUCACUUCUUUGAACGACCGUAUUUAUAUAAGUUGGGCCUAAAAGCAUACACACCUAUGUUGGCCAAAGUUUUACCUCACGAAAUAUCAUUUGAAAAAACACCGGCCUACUUCAACUGGAACCUCGCGGCACCAGAACAUCUUCGGGAACUUGUUCCUCACGCCAAACUUUUACUUGUUUUGUGCAAUCCUACCGAAAGAACAUAUUCAGAUUAUGCUCAGGAGAUAAUGAUGGGUCAUCUCAAUAAAAACACAACGUUUGAACAAAUGGUUGAUGAUCUUCUUGUCUACUCCGCUAAUUUAACAGCAAAAAUGAAUGAAAGUGGAACGGAAAUGGCAUAUAUUGAGCAGUUAUUUAAAAAAGAGAGUACUAGCCAUAUACUAACAACUGGAUUGUAUUACUACCAUUUACUAAGAUGGUAUCAAGUGUUCAACAUGAGCCAUAUCUACAUUGUAGACGGUGAGGAACUUAUAUCUAAUCCUGCUAAAGUCAUAAAAGAGGUUCAAGACUUUCUUCACAUUCCAGAGUUCGUCUUACCAGAAAAUAUUCCGAAGGGACCGUACGGAUUUUCUUGCUUUGCCAAACCUUUAGUUGUAGAAAGAAACGGCGUUUUAGUCGCUGGAACAGCACGUAUUUAUUGUAUGACUGGAAAGGGAAGGACUAGAAAAGGAGCAUGGGGUGUCGCGAACCCCGAAUAUUUGGAAAAACUGCGCUCAUUUUUUGCACCAUUCAAUGAAAAACUUUAUAAACUACUCGGUCGUAGAUUUAAUUGGUGACGAUUGAUAAAAAUUUAUUUCAACUGCCUCAUCCAGCACAUACUAUAGGCUCUAGAAAUUAUACCUCUUGAUUUAUAGCAUUAAAAAUAUUCUAUGAUAAUAAAAUAUUAAAUUUGUUAGUAUUGGAUUACUCGCUCGCUUCCAUGACCAUGUGCUAGAAAACUCUUCUCAGUUUCCAACUAACUCGACUCCAACCAGCACAAGAUAUUUGUACAUGUAAGACAUGUAGGCCUAAAAGUAAUAAAUGGUUUCAUUGAGAAAACGGGCAUGUUGGAAAUACUCUAUUACAUGCCUCAAUACCAACAUUUUUAUGCCAUAUAGUCAAGUUAAUAAGGUUUAGUCACUUUAAUAUUGUGAACUAUAUUCAAAACUGCUGAAUUCCCAACAACAAUUAUCGUGUCACUAUUUUACUGAACAUUUACUGUCCACUUUGAAUAUGCCCGCCCAUGAAGGAAAUAUUUUGGAGGCAGACAUGACAUAUAAAUUAAUGCGAUUUCUGAGUUUUCAAAUUCCAUGGGUUAUUUGUGCUCUUUACUUCGACAAAAUAUUUUCAAAUUUCUUUGUCAAAGAGAAAGUAGUAUUCUGCCAAUAACCUACAAAAGUGUAGAAUAAUCAACACCCUAAUUUUAUUGCCUAAUAUUAAAUUUUCCAGUAUGCAAUAAUAAUUUUAAAAUGAGACCCCUUCAAUUACUUCAGUAUAAGAAGAUAAUAAUUAAAAACCUGAAUCCGACGUGACGUAGUUACAGAGAUGUGCAUUCUCUUUUACUACAAAUUUUGAAGCUAUGUUGUUUAAAGUUUGAGGUACCUUUACGAGGGUUUGCUGAAUUAAAUUUAAAAAAAAAACGCAAAAGAAACUAAAUAUGAAAUAUACAGCAGUUCUUUAAUGUUGCAUGAUUCAUCCAUCCACAAUUGAAACCUAGAAUUUAAAAAAAUAUAUAAUGAAAAUUUUAAAGUGAUUAGUAAACUUGCUUUACCGAA
This is a messenger RNA of Styela clava, 2306 nucleotides long. RefSeq names its product heparan sulfate glucosamine 3-O-sulfotransferase 1-like. Lineage: Eukaryota; Metazoa; Chordata; Ascidiacea; Stolidobranchia; Styelidae. Gene Ontology annotation, molecular function: [heparan sulfate]-glucosamine 3-sulfotransferase activity. The record is from RefSeq and is a predicted model, not a curated record.